AUGAGUGACCGAGAGGAAUCGCCCGAAAGGAUGGACAACAAUGGCUCGCCCGAUGGUGAAGACCACCAGAGCGCUCAAUCGGACUCGCGACAGGACUCGGAGCACGAGGGCUCAAACCACGGCUCUGAGAAUGGCCACUCGCCACGACCGGCUGGCCGCUCCCGUUCAAGGAGUAGGAGCAACUCGCGUCGGUACAGCUCCCGACCAUCUCGUCGAAGCCGCUCUCGUAGCGGUUCCGGCUCCAGGAAGAAGCACGGCAGCAGUUCUCGACACUCGCCCGACUCGAAGCGAUCUAAGCGCUCCCGUUCGCCGAUGUCUUCUCGCCGUCGUCACGUUGGCAAUCGCGAGAACCCCCCGGAAGGUCGAUGCCUGGGCAUCUUUGGUCUCUCCAUCUACACGCAAGAGCGCGACUUGAAGGAGGUCUUCUCCAAGUACGGUCCGAUUGAAGACGUUCAGAUCGUCUAUGACGCACAAACUGGCCGAUCGCGUGGAUUCGCCUUCGUUUACUUUGAAGACAAGAAUGACGCCAAUGAGGCAAAAGAGCGUUGCAACGGCAUUGACAUUGGUGGUCGAAAGAUCAGGGUAGACUUUUCGAUCACCCAGCGGGCUCACACGCCCACUCCUGGCAUCUACAUGGGCAAACCCACUCAUGGCGGUGGAGACCGCGGUGGUGGCGGAGAUCGCGGCGGUGGCCGCGGCUACGGUGGUGGUCGUGGUGGUGGAGGCGGUGGCUACGAUCGACGCCGCUCUCCCUCGCCCUACGGCUAUGGCGGAGGCCGACGAGGGGGCCGCUACUCUCGUUCACGCUCUCGCUCGCACUCUCCUCGUAAGUAUGCUGUGCGAAAGCCCAGUGGCUACAGUAAUUAUGCCUACUGA
This is a messenger RNA of Rhagoletis zephyria (snowberry fruit fly), 876 nucleotides long. The record is from RefSeq and is a predicted model, not a curated record. Lineage: Eukaryota; Metazoa; Arthropoda; Insecta; Diptera; Tephritidae.